Messenger RNA from Mercurialis annua (annual mercury), 1331 nucleotides. Its product is annotated as B3 domain-containing protein At3g19184-like. The record is from RefSeq and is a predicted model, not a curated record. Bases 117 to 929 code for a protein of 270 amino acids. Gene Ontology annotation, molecular function: DNA binding. The transcript has 6 exons. NCBI's taxonomy places the organism in Eukaryota, Viridiplantae, Streptophyta, Magnoliopsida, Malpighiales, Euphorbiaceae.
AGCUAACUAUUUAGCUUUCCCUCUCAGUCACUCAGCAACGGUAACUAUUUAGCUUUUCCUCUUCAUCUUCUUCCUCCUCUGAGCUCCGACAACAAAAAAAUACCAACGGUAACAAAAUGGUGGUAUCAAAAUCAAACUAUGAAGCAGUACGGAACCAGAGAUUGGAAGAGAACAAGAAAAGAAUGGAAGAACUUAACCUGAAAAUACUUUCCGAUGAUUUCCGUUCAUCCAGCCCUAAGAAAUCGCCGAUGAAGCGCUUAAAACCGAGAGUUCUUAAAUUUCCAGAGGAAUUGGUAGCGGUGAGGAGAUCUUCUCGUUUCAAGGCUUCUGUUAGCUAUAAAGAAUUGGCACCUGAACCUAUAGAGAGACCAAGCAGAAGGUUUGUCUCUUGCAGAAGCUAUAGUUGCCAUCGAAGAGAUCUGGCCAAUAGAAUUUAUGCUUCUGAUGAAGUGAGGGCUUAUGCAAUUGAUAGGGCAGAACAAUUGCAGGCACGUUUAGAACCUCAGUUCCCAAGCUUUGUCAAACCUAUGCUUCAGUCUCAUGUCACUGGAGGAUUUUGGCUGGGACUGCCAGUUCAAUUUUGCGAUGAUCACCUCCCUUGUGAUGAUGAAUAUAUGAGUCUGGUGGAUGAAAAUGGAGAUUCAUCCGAAACAAAGUACCUUGCUAGGAAACAUGGUCUUAGUGGUGGAUGGAGAGGCUUUGCUAUUGAUCACAAACUAGUUGAUGGAGAUGCACUGGUUUUCCAACUAAUCAGCCGUAAAGAAUUUAAGGUGUUCAUUAUAAGGGGAAAUGAGUAUGGAGACGAUGGACACGACAAAGAAGACGUACCAUGUAAUGAACACGACAAAGAAGACGUGCCAUCAGGAAGUGUCACCAACUCUCCUAUUACUGUACUAUCAAGCAAGCUAGACAAUUCGGAACCCCUUUAGAGCACGACUAGUAUCUAGAGGCACGUUUUCGCUCUUGUAAGAGCUAGAUUGAUGGAACCUCACUUUUGAUUGGAACUAACAAGAUAAAAUAUAGUUAGAUUGCUCGUCAUACUCGUAACAGGAAGGAAGUAGCCGUCCCUAGAGACACGCUUUUGCUUUUAUGAGGACCAAAUUGAUGGAACUUUACUAAGGAAGUAGCCGUCCCUAGAGACACGCUUUUGCUUUUAUGAGGACCAAAUUGAUGGAACUUUACUUUUGAUAGGAACUAGCAGGAUAUAAUGUAGUUAGAUUGCUCGUCACACGGUGGGGGUUCGAUGAGCACUCCAAUGUGUUUGGAAUGUAUAUGGUAGAUCUUAAUUUUUAUAAUGUCAUAAUCUUUCUUAUUAAACUAUAUUCACCUAA